GCCGUUUGAUGACCUAAAGUGGCGCUCCAGUGAAGUGUCAUCCUGACACUAUGAAGCCUUUAGCUGUGGUGUGCCUAUUUCUCCUGACUGGGGCCGGACUAACCUCUGCUGAGGAAAAAGCGCUGCAGUGUUACUGUGAGCGCUGUGCCAACUCCAGCUGCACCACCGAUGGCAUCUGCUACGCCGUCAUCCAGAAGAGGGGCAGCAGGCUGACCGUCGAGAACCCCCAGUGUGUGCCGGACUACGAACUGGUCCCCCGACAACGGCCCUUCAUCUGUGCCCCGUUAGAAAUCAUAGGCAUGUACCCGUUGUGCUGUACCACGGACUACUGCAAUAAAGAGCCCUACCUAGGAACCCUGGAGCCCACGGUCAUCACAGUGGCAGAAGGGAGUGAUGUUGCUCUGCCCUGUUCCCCCGGCACACAGCAGGACAUCGAGUCCAAGACAAUUGACUGGGAGAAAGGUGACGGUCAGCAGGAGGUGUUCUUUUAUGACGCAGGCGUUCAUCACUAUAACGGCCAAUCGGGUCAGAGUGAGCAGUUCAAAGGUCGAGUCUCACAUUUUCCGGACCAACUGAAGAAUGGAAACGCCUCCAUCAUGAUCAGAAAUGUGAACGUGGCUGACAGUGGAGACUACACCUGCUUUCUUACCCGUCUUCAAACACCUCAGAUAUUCUACAUUAGGCUUGUUGUUGCUGCGUCCCCCAGACCAUCCAUCGCUGCCGAUCACACAGAGGAUGGCGUCCUGCUGCAGUGUGAAGUUCGAGGUGCUUCUCCAAAACCGAGAGUAGAGUGGCAGGACGGAGCUGGACACGUCCUUCCUGCUGGGGAGCCUCAGGUCUCAGAAAGAGAAGGCCGCUACUACGUCACCCUCCACGCCGCUGUGACCGAGACCGGCCACUAUCACUGCGUGGUCACGCAAGAGCAAAUCCACCAUCAGACUGAGGCUGACACCUAUGUGAAGAUCCAUGGUGAGAAUCUUCUGAGGGACAUUCUCAUAUUUCAAUAA
Etheostoma cragini (Arkansas darter) is the source of this 1007-nucleotide messenger RNA. Its product is annotated as butyrophilin subfamily 2 member A1-like. The record is from RefSeq and is a predicted model, not a curated record. Bases 51 to 1007 code for a protein of 318 amino acids. Gene Ontology annotation, molecular function: transmembrane receptor protein serine/threonine kinase activity. Gene Ontology annotation, cellular component: membrane. Lineage: Eukaryota; Metazoa; Chordata; Actinopteri; Perciformes; Percidae. The transcript has 4 exons.